Molecule: messenger RNA, 1785 nt
Organism: Schistocerca americana (American grasshopper)
Lineage: Eukaryota; Metazoa; Arthropoda; Insecta; Orthoptera; Acrididae
Product: protein sgm1-like
Exons: 6
Coding region: 121-900 (259 amino acids)
Source: RefSeq, a predicted model, not a curated record
GGCGCAGGUAGUAAACGGCAACAGAUACUCAGACCUUGUUACAAGUUAUCUUUGGUACGUUGACAUUUGUGUGCAGCCUUGGAAUUUGUUGCUUGUCGCUGUGUUUACAGCGGGAGAGAAAUGGGUAUAGACAACAUGAGAGGUGGAUAUGGAAGAUGUCCACCCUUAUUAGCGGGUGGUUUGUUUGUGAUGUGUGUUAUACUUGUUUUCAAUUGGUGGUCGUUAUCAUCUCAAAAUUAUGAACUUUUGAAACAAUUACAAGAUCUAAGCGAGCAACUCAAAAUCAGUUCAGACGAACAGGAUUUGUGCAUUCGACAGAAACAGGGUCUAGAAACCAGAAAUAAACUUACUGAAGACGACUUGGCAAAAUCGAGAGUACGCAUUGAGCUGAUUGAAAAGGAAAACGACGAACUGAAAAAGACUGUUGAGACCAAGGAAGAAGAACUAAGAACGUCACAGAAGGCCAAAGAAGAAGCUCAAGGAAAUGCUGACCGUUGCAACACAGAGUUGGAUUCUCUUAAAAAAUUGGAUAUUUCUAAAGAUGGCACAAUGGCUUCCUUACGUCUUGAUAAAAAUCGUGUGACAAAAGAACUAGAAACUUUACAGCAACAAGUAAAAAAGCUGCGUACUCAGCUAGAUAAUGCACAAUCAGAACUGGCUAAUAUGAAAAAUGGCAAGCAGAAUGUCUCACCUGCAAUAAGAGCACCUUCAGCUGUUCAGCUGCGUGUUGGAGAAUUACCACUGGUGACUCCAGUGUCAGCAGUGGAUGUGCAUAGUACUGGUCUGAAGGGUAUGAUUUACCAUCGUGGAGUGCCAAUUCUUCCACAGGAUCCACCUGAUGCUUACCGUCCACCUCCUCGUUUCAGCGUCACCCAGCUGAAAGUGAGCAAAGAUAUCUAGCGACUGGAAAUUCAUAUGUUGAUUAACAUCGUGCUUUUCCACUUGGAGUCGCAACUAUCAGAAAAACUGUCAGAAGGGUAUGUUCAUCAUCUGGAUUAUCUUGAAAAAGGAAUAUAUGUCAGAGCUGACAAAAAAUGGCUGGCAGCAAAUAGCAAAAGAAUUUGAAAUUAAGACUAGUUUACGAAACUGUCUUAAUGCCAUUGGUGGAAAGCAUGCGUAACUGAUGAAAACGGCAAACAGUGCAUCAGUGUUCUUUAACUGUUGUAUUAAUGCCUGUUCACGAUGCAGACUAUAAAUUUGUUGCUAUAAAUGUGGGAUUGUGUGUGGUAAAAGUGCUGACUCAAUAAUAUUUCAACAAUCAGUGUUCUAUAAGUGAAUACUGUCUAAUAACAUGGACAUUCCAGAUGACAAAUACAUUUCAGACAUCAACAAAACCCCAGUGCCUUGCGUAUUUGUUGCUGAUGACAACUUUCCACAGUCACACAGAACUGUGUAUCCAUAUCUUGGUCUAAGACUUGAUGUGAAAAACAAAGUACUUGUCAUUCUUGAGCAAGAUGUUUCAUAGAGUGCACAUUCAUGAUAUGGCAAAUAAGAGUAGCAGGCCUUUCACAGGCACCUAAAUAUAGACAUGGAUUUUGCUAUAGGUGUCAUGAAGGAAUAUUGCAUUCUGCACGACUAUGUACAGAACAGAGGUGGUGUGCAAUUUCUACGUACAUUGAACAAAUUGUGUAGAUGAGGAUAUUCCAUAAUGAAUACACAGACAUAAAUCCAAUUCACACUACAGAAAUGUAUUGGCCCAUUACUUGUUGUAUGAAGAUGCUCUGCAAUGGCAGUUGGAUUACAUUCACUGAAUUAAAUGUACGUGUUUUGUUAAUUAAAUAUGAA